This is a messenger RNA of Nomascus leucogenys (northern white-cheeked gibbon), 1672 nucleotides long. RefSeq names its product coiled-coil domain-containing protein 154. Gene Ontology annotation, biological process: bone mineralization involved in bone maturation. NCBI's taxonomy places the organism in Eukaryota, Metazoa, Chordata, Mammalia, Primates, Hylobatidae. The record is from RefSeq and is a predicted model, not a curated record.
AGCGCAGCAGGAGGCGCGGCCGGCGGCCCAGGCCCCCAAGAAGGAGGCGCCGGAGUUCUCUGGUCUCCAGAACCAGAUGCAGGCCCUGGACAAAAGGCUGGUGGAGGUCCGGGAAUCCUUGACUCAUCUCAGGAGGAGGCAGGCGCAACAGGAGGCAGAGGGAAGGGGCGCCGAGCAAGAGGCCGGCCUCAGGCUAGCCAAGCUGACCGACUUGCUGCAGCAGGGCCGGGAGGUGGCCUGCGGCGCCCUGCAGAAAAACCAGGAGGACAGCACGAGGGUGGACCUGGAGGUGGCCAGGAUGCAGGCCCAGGUGACCAAGCUCGGCGAAGAGGUGAGCCUGCGCUUCCUGAAGAGGGAGGCCAAGCUGUGCGGCUUCCUGCAGAAGAGCUUCCGGGCCCUGGAGAAGAGAAUGAAGGCCUCGGAGAGCUCGCGGCUGAGGCUGGAGGGCAGCCUGCGGGGCGAGCUGGAGAGCCGGUGGGAGAAGCUUCGGAGGCUGAUGGAGGAGCGCCUGCGGGCCCUGCAGGGGCAGCAUGAGGAGAGCCACCUCCUGGAGCAGUGCCAGGGCCUGGAUGCCGCCGUGGCCCAGCUGACCAAGUUCGUGCAGCAGAACCAGGCAUCGCUGAACUGCGUCCUGCUGGCCGAGGAGAAGGCCUGGUGGGUGUCCUGGGGCCUCAGGGAUGCCAAGGGGCGCUUGGAGGAGAGCGGGGCUGGGGAGCUGGCCGCCUGUGUGCAGGAGAACCUGGAGGCCGCACAGCUGGCCGGCGAGCUGGCCCGGCAGGAGAUGCAUGGCGAGCUGGCGCUGCUCCGAGAGAAGAGCCAGGCUCUGGAGGCAUGGGUGGCGCAGCUGGCCAGGCAGCUAAAGGAGCUGAGUGGACAUCUCCCGGCUCUGAGCAGCCGGUUCCAUCUGCAGAAGCAGAUGCUGUGUCUCAGGCUGUCCGAGGCAAAGACCGAAUGGGAAGGUGCAGAGAGGAAGUCCCUGGAGGACCUGGCCAGGUGGCGGAAGGAGGUCGCCGCACACCUGCGAGGGGUGCGGGAGAAGGUGGAUGGCCUCCCCCAGCAGAUAGAGAGUGUCUCCGACAAGUGCCUGCUUCAUAAGAGUGACUCAGACCUCAGGAUUUCCGCUGAAGGCAAAGCCAGGGAGUCUGAGGUUGGGGCCAUGCGGCAGGAGCUGGCCACGCUGCUGUCAUCCGUGCGGCUGCUAAAGGAAGACAGCCCUGGGCGGAAGAUCGUGGAGAUGCAGGGCAAGCUGACCACGUUUCAGAACCAAAUAAUGAAGCUGGAAAACUGCGUCCAGGCCAACAAGACCAUUCAGAACCUCAGGUUCAACACUGCGGCCCGGCUGCGCACGCAGGAGAUGGCCGCCCUGCGGGAGAGUGUGCUGCGGCUGCGGAGUGAGGAGGGCCCGCGGAUGCCGUUGGGCAGCUGGAAGGCGCUCCCAUCCCUGGCGAGGCCGCGGGUCUUCAUCAAGGACACGGCGCCUGGCAAGGUGGUGCCUGUGAACUGCUGGGGCGUGCACCAGGCCGUGAGGUGGCUGCGGUGGAAGGCGUCCCUCAUAAAGCUCAGGGCCCCGCGGAGGCCAGGAGGGGUCCCAGAGAAACCCCACAGCCAGGAGCAGAUGCCGCUGCUCACACCCUCGCUCUUCAUCCAGAAAUAAACGUGCCGGCUUUGCACU